Molecule: messenger RNA, 2652 nt
Organism: Prorocentrum cordatum
Lineage: Eukaryota; Dinophyceae; Prorocentrales; Prorocentraceae
Source: the annotation of a GenBank genome assembly
AUGCACUACGUACGUAAUACGCAAUUGCUCAAGAUCCACGCGCAUACAUUGAUCUCGGAGUACUUCGCCAUCAUGAGCGAGCAGGUAACAAUUACAACUCACCAGGACAUGAAGCUCGAGUGCGACAUCAUGAUGACCUACGUCGAGGCACCGCUCAAUUACGUCCUCAGGACAGACUUCCCAUCUAGAGGAAAGACGGGCACGCACGACAGCCCUAUGGACCUGCAAGACGAGAAGGUCCACCCGUUCGAUGGGGCGGACGUCGCCAACGGCGCCCUGCGUGUGCGGGUGCUGUCGAACUGGGGUGACGCGAGGCAGUGCGGGCUGUCCCUGCUGGAGGCCUUGGACGAGAGCGCCGAGGUCAUGCGGAUCCCCCGCGCCUCCGUGUCGCUGCGGGGCACCCAGAGCGGCGCGAACACCCUGCCGCGCGUGCUGGAGGGCAGGCCGGACACGACGAGCGAGAAGCAGAUGUGGCUCGCGACGCUGUGCCCCAGAGACGGCGGCGGCUUCGAGCCCGUCGAGAUCGUGCUGAGCUGGCCGGCGGGCCUCGCGGCGCCGUCCGCCCUCAGGCUGUGGAACUUCAACAGCCCCGACGGCCUCGACAAGGGCGCGAGGCGGGUGGAGGUGUGCCGCGGGGCAGACGCGGUGUGGUCCGGGGAGCUCCCGCGGGGCACCGGGUCCUGCCACGCGGCCUCGGCGCUGGCGCCCCUGCGGCCCGGCUUCGCGGCGCCGGCAGGCGCGGCCGCCCCGCGGACGCCCACGGGCGCAGGGCGGCCGAUCUGGCUGGGCGAGGCGCCGGCGGAGCGCGCCGGGGGCCGGCGGCCAGAGGACGGGCUGCUCGCGGCCGCCGGACCAAAGAGGGCAACUCAGAGCACGCUGAGAGAUGCCAAGCCUGGCUUGAACAGCGACCAUGAGCUCAUGAUGCGCCAGUGCAGGAUCCAGCAGCAGCCUGGCAAGGAGGCCGCGGGCGGCUGGGGCGACGAGGACGACGACGGCGACGGCCCGCCAGCGCCGCUGGCAGCGUCGCCAGCGCCGAGCCCGGGGACGGCCCGGGCGGAGCGUGGCUCCUGCGACCGCACGCGGGCCGCGACGGACGGCCCCGUGUGUAGCCCGUGCGACCACGUCCGCUGCGCGAUGCUCCCGCUGGUGCUGAUGCUGCCCCUGGCGCUGCUGAGCCUCGACCUGGUGGCGCCGUGGCCGUUGGGCUCGAGCGCCAGACUGGUGCCGGCGCUGGUACCCCACGGUUGGGCGCCAGAGGCGGUGAUGUCGAGGCGGUUGACAGGGGACCAUGGCGGCGAUCUUUUCAACGCCGGAGACGAAGAGGAGGAGCUCAAGAAGGAAUUGGAGGCGGCCAUGAACGGACAGUGGGGCUCUGGCUCCGACGGCAUGGAUGGCCACCACGAGGCGGAGGCAGGCCUGCUGCUGAUAGCCAUGAUGACUUUAACUGCGAUCUCGAUCGGCGCCUGCGUGGGGCAGCUCGUCUUCGCCUGCAAGUACAAGCAGGACGUAACCGACAAGAGGCCGCACUUGGACCAGGCGGCGCGGCAGCUCCCCUCGGGCGACUUCGAGAACGGCCCUUUCGCUUGCUUCGACGACUGCCACACCUGCAUGCACGCGUUCUUCUGCACAUGCUGCCGCGCCGGGGACACCUUCCAGGCGGCUGGCAUCGAGCAGUACUGGACCGUGAUCGGCAUCUUCGUCCUCGCAGUCAUCGUCGCCGACAUCGUGAGCAGUUUCGUCGCGAGUUUUGUGGGCGCGAGCAUCGCGGCGAGUGGUGGCGACCCAGAGCACGCGACCCGCCUUACCUCCAGCCUCACGAAUAUGAUCUUGGCGAUCAUCACUGGUGCCGUCUUCCAGAGGUACCGCCGCAAGCUGCGGGUAAAGCUCGGCGGGAGCGAGGAGGGGGGACCCGGCGUCGCCGUGGACUUCCUCAUGUACGCGUUCUGUACUCAGUGUGUCGUCGCGCAGGAAGCGCGUGAGAUCGACGCCGCCACCAGCGUCAAGGUCGAGUGCUGCUGCAGCCUGACUACCGCGGCGAGCGCGCCCCUGGAAGGCCAGCCCUUCGUCGGCCAGCCGCAGCCGCUCAUCGGCCAGCCGGUGUACGGGAACGCCGCGGACGGCGACGCCCCGAGCGAGCCCUUGCUCGCGGAGCUCCAGGGCCUCGGGCUGGACGUCCCCAUCCGGGAGGACCCCCCCCCCUCUCCUUUCGACGAUCGAGACGCCCUCGACGGCCUAUGCGGCGAAGAUGCAGUGGACUGGCAGCCCACGCUCGGCUCCUCCCUGGUGAACUUCAACCCGAACGAGUCGCAGUCGGUGGUGAUCCCGACGCUGCCGCGGGGCAGGACGCUGGUGCUCAACUGCGUCUCCACCUGGGGGGACACCAACUUCGUAGGCCUCGCCGGCAUCGAGCUCUUCGACGCCCGCGGCCUCCCGGUGGUGCCGAAGGACCCGCGGCGCCAGGUGUCUGCGGACCCAUACUCCAUCAACGUGCUGCCGGAGUACGAAGACGAUCCGCGAACACCUGGAGAUUACGCGCCGCCGCCGAGGUCAACCUUACCCGGGACGACCUCCACGUCUGGCUGGCGCCGUUCACGCCUGGGCAGGCGCACGCGGUCACGGUGGACCUCGAGCGGCAGACGGCCGUUUCCAUGA